CAUUCAGUUUCCUUUUACACAGAAUUCAACAUACGAAAACUGAAACGAAGAUUAUCGGUUAAAUUGUAAUAGUAAAUUAGUUUAUGUUUUAUUAGUUUUUUGCAAUGAUUUGCCUAUCACGUCUGGUCAUAAUAAACUUGCCAAGUGUCUGGCAACCAACUCGCAGCACGCAUUCUGAGAAGAACGAUUCAAAACGCAAGACUUCUGAGCAACAAGCUGGCCUGAGGGAUUUCCAGAGUCCUUUACAGUUCCAUACCAAAAGAGGCUAUAUAAAGUGGUUCAGCAGACUGAGUCGCUGCCACAGAGCUCAUAACUUUCCGGGACGAAUGCAUUCCAGAUUUUAGAUUCGAAUUAAGAGAGGAAUUAAAGCUGUUGCUCUUGGUUUGAAUUUCA
This is a messenger RNA of Drosophila elegans, 393 nucleotides long. RefSeq lists its product as uncharacterized. Bases 105 to 344 code for a protein of 79 amino acids. The transcript has 2 exons. Lineage: Eukaryota; Metazoa; Arthropoda; Insecta; Diptera; Drosophilidae. The record is from RefSeq and is a predicted model, not a curated record.